UCUGAUGGGAAGGGAGGGGGCUGGGGGGAGGGAGUGCUGCUCGGAGCUGGGCGGGCACUGGGAGCGGGGCCAACGCCGCGCAGCGCCGCUCCUCCCUGUACGGAAGAGGGGGCACGGCCAAGGGCCCCAUCCUGGAGAGGUUUUGCGGUGGGAGGCGGCCGGAGAUCCGGAGUCGUGAUGGAGCUCCGAGCAGCGGUACUGCAUGAGCUGAUGCUGAGCAGCGAUGUGAACCACAUUGGUGAUGAGGAGGACCCCAGCUUCUGUGGUGCCAUGGGGUGGCACAAGUGACAAGGACAGCACAGGACACCAUGGGCAGCUCUUCACCCUGGCUGCGCUGGACUCAAUCGGAGCUGGGCAGCCAGGAGCCCAAAUGCUGGGAGGAAGAGGAGGAGGAAGAAGACUUUGAGAAGCACAUGGAUGAGAAUGGUGUCAUUGGGCUGGGGGCUGCCACUGCGGAGCUCAGCGACCCACAGGACUCAGGUUCUGAGUGGGGACAGGAGGCGGCUGGGAGCCCAACAUGGGGGGAUGGCGAGGACCUGGAUGUGGGGUCCCCAGCAGAGCCACGCUGGUAUGCACAGCAGGACCUGACAGAGGAGGAGGAGGAAGAGGAGGAGGAAGAGCAGGGCAGCUCUGAGGAGGACGAGAGGCCAGAGGAGCCCUGGGGAACAGAAAGCGAUGGGGACCCCCAUGCUGAGACCCCUCUGAAAGCCCUGGGUACCACCACGGAUGGCGGCGGCACCUCGGGGCCUUCAGACUCCAGUCCCAUCCCCAUGACUCCCCCACGCCAGCGCCGAGGCUGGGGUGAAUCCAGGGACCCCAAGCAGAGCCCCCAAACCCUGCAGCAGCCCAAACCCAGCCGGCUGUCCCCCAGCCCCCGGCAUCGCAUUAACACCAAAAAGCUGAAGGACCCCACAGACAUUUGCCCAUAUGGCCGAGGGCGGCUCAACCACCCCCUGCCUGACCUCUCCAAGGUGGAAGCACGGGUGAAGGUGGGGCAGAACUACCGCCCUCCACCCAGCAGGGCCCUGCCCGCCCGUGCCAGGCCCCACGGAGGUCCCCUUGUCCCCAAAUCCCCUGCCGAAAUCGUCCGGGAGGUGCUGCUGAGCAGUGGGGAGGGGGCCCCGCCGCGGCCCUCCGCCCCCCCUGGAGUGCCACAGGAGCUCCGCUCCCCCAGGCAGGCCACUGCGCUGGUGCAGCAACUGCAGGAUGACUACCACAAGCUGCUGACCAAGUACGCCGAGGCCGAAAACACCAUUGACCAGCUGAGGCUGGGGGCCAAGGUGAACCUGUACGCCGACCCGCCGUGUGCCAGCCGCAGCGCCCACGCUGGCACCAUGAGUGGUGGCUGCAGGGUGAUGGCCUUCAGCAUCCCACGACCCAGCGCCGCAGCCAUCAGCACAGCCCCAAACCCGCAGCUCCCUGUGGGUGGAGCUCCAGCACGACAACCAGCAAAGCAGGGGGCAGCAUCCCAGCCUUGCUCUCCUCGCUCCCCCCUGGGGGGCUGCCCCACAUGUGUGGGGCCGUGCUGCUGUGCAGGACCACGGCUCACACAGACAUUGGCAGAGCAGACCCGCAAAUUUCAAGCGCAGGUGGAUUCCUUUGAAGCCUGGAUCCGAGCAGGGAGCUCUGUGCCACAGCAGCUGCUCCAGCAGCGGUUCCAGAGGCUGCAGGAUACACAGGACGCACUGGAGCGGGCGUACUUGGAGGCACGAGAGGAGCAGAGCCUUGGGGACAUGGGGAACUUCGACCCGGAGCGCACAGUGGAAGGGGACAUCUUCUGCCUGGGGAUGCGCCUGGAGGAGCUGAAGGAGCGCCUGGAGCGGGCAGCACCAUGGAGCCCUGCAGUGACAGAGGGCCCCCCCAGCACUGGGAAAACAGCAGGGGACAGUGAGGUGGUGACAGUGGGGCUGCCCCAACCCCUACAGCACAAGCAGCUUCAAGCGGAGGAGGACUUUGGGGAUCUGCUGCAGCAGUACCAGCACCUCAAGUCGCUGCCGGCAUCACUGAGCCUGGAGCAGCUGAGCCUGACGGGGAGCGCAGCACUGGAGGAGGCUGGUGGCACUGUGGCAGGGGACAGCGGUCCCGGGGGGGUCCUCAGUGGGACACAGUCACUGGAGGAGGGCACCGACCUCGAGACCUCUCCCUCGCCCCCCCCUCAGAGGAAAGCAGUGCCGCUGCCCCACACUGAACCCCCACACCCACAGGGGACCCAUGGCCGCCUGUCCCCUGUCACCACCCCGCUGCCACCAUCCACCUCCAGGCUCCCGUUGGCAUUCCCCGAGCCUUUGCCAUCGCGCACAGCCCCGUCCCGCUGCAGCAGUGGGACAGGGAGCACAGCCCCUCAGCGCCGUGCCCUCAAGCUCUGCCACCAGGAGCAGCGCAUGGUGUCGCCGGAGACGGACAGCGGCUUCGUGGGCUCAGAGAGCAGCCGGGUGUCCCUGCUGGCACGCACCCCUGAGCAUCGGCCACUGGGCACUGGGACUCAUGGUGUACUGGAACCUCCCGUCCCCACUCCCCUCCAUCCACAGAAGAAGGAAGCUCCGCUGCUGCCCCCCAGGAAGGCACUGAGGGGUCCCUACCCAGCCACUGAGCACGCCCCCCCCCCAGGCCACAGCGUGCCCCCCAGCAUCCCCUCACUGAGCAGCUCUCCACUGCGCUGGGCUGGCAGCCAGGGCAGUGAGCUGGGACCUGAGGGUGAUGGUGCUCGCUCUGACUCAGAAGGAGGAGACAGGAGCUGCACCAGUGGACACCCCACCGGUGGGACACCUGCCUCACCAUCCCCAGCUCCAGCUCACUGUGACCUGCUGGGAUCCCGCAUGGAGCGCGACCAGGCCAUCCGUGCACUGCAGGACGAGGUUUGGCGGCUGCGCCUGCGGCUGGAAGAGAGCCUGCACCGGUCCCACAGCUACCCUGAGGGCAGAGCCCCCCACACCCCCAAGGGGAGGAGGCAGCCAGCAGCCAGCAGAGCUUCAUUCCUCCGGGAUGCAGCACCCAUGGGGGAGCGGAGCCCCACUGCGCGGGGCAGGAUGACCCCGGGCGGCCCCAGAGGCAGAUGGGCAUCGCUGCCACGGGAUGGGACACCGGCAGACUUCACCUCCCAGUCGGACCGCUCGCUGCGUGCGCACGGUGACAGCCGUCCCCGAGCCGCCCCGUCCGCUCACAAACGCCCUCGCAGCCCUUUGGGUGCGAUGUCACUGCGGGGACAGCAGGCGGCUGAACGCCGGGAGCCCGACCAGCUGGAUAACGCACACGGUCGCACCGACACCGCGAUCGGGGGGACGCAUUACCGCGUGGCACCGCCCCGUGGGGAGCCGAGCGCUGCGCCGUGCCCCCGCUGCCACCCCGACGGGACAACGACGGGUGCCCCAUCAGUCGACGCCACGCGGCCGCAGUGCAGCAGCACCUCCAGGACCCCCGAACGCUGCCCAACGUGCCGGGCAUCACGCGGUGACACGGACAGAGCCGGGCACGCACAACGCAGCAAAUCGGACGGCAAAUCCCCGCCGGAGCCCCGCAGCCGCCCCCAGGCCGUGCAGCCGGAGCGGCCCGCAGGGUGUUGGUACCUGGCUGGGGGGCCUCCCGUCACCUACCUCGCCCCCGUCCCCGUGGUGCCUUACGCGCCCUCACUGCUGUACUGCCCCCCAGCCGCACCUACCUCAACCCCACACCACACCCGUUCCCCACCACUCUCAGACCUGGAGGAGGACCUGGAUCUGUCUCUGAGCACAGCAAUGGCAGCAGCACGCCGUGCCCGCGUCACCUCAAGACGGCUGGGCCAGGUGCUGGCAGCAGAGCUGGGCCGGGCACGGGCAGUGCGGAGCUCCUGCCUCUUCUGAACAGCAUCAUCCCAUCCCAUCCCAUCCAUACUGUGGGAGGAGGCACAGAGCCAAACCCGUCCUGCAUCUCCCACAUUUUUAUAGGUCCUACCAAAACACCGCUGCGUUUACCUCAGUGCCAAGCUGGUGCAGAAGGAGCCAUUUCCACAGCCCAUCUCUCGCUGUUUUCAAUGUUUUUUAGGGUGAUUUUUAGGGUUUCUCGGUACGCUGCACACACCCCCCAUCUCCCCCCCCCAGCUCCAGCCAGAGCCUGACCCCAUGGAUUGGGGCUGAGCUUGGGGUUUGGGUGCUGUCCCUACACCCUGCUGUACCCCAGGGCCACUCUCCUCUCUGCAUUUUUCCCCAGGGUACCAUUGUCAGAGGGUUGGUUGACCAUAUAUAAUGUGUGUGUGUAUCUAUAUAUAGGUACAUACACGUGGUUGGUUUUACAUUUCCAGCACAACCCUCAGGGAGUUUUUCCCCGUAACUUAGUGCUGCACAGCCCUGCAAUGUGCAUAAUGAUGCUGGGUGAGGUUGAAGGGCUGCAAUGAGGGGGGAUGUGGGGUCCCUCCCUGCACAUGGCUUCCUGGGAGGGUAGAAAAAGAAGAGAGUGGUAGUGUUCCCUUUGGGAUUCCUGAAGAAAUUGGGAGUUUUCUUUGGGAUGCUCAAAGAAAAGCGAAUUUUCUUUGGGAUUCUUUUCUUUAGCAGUGUGAUUUUUCUUUGGGGUUCUCAAAAGCAAUGCAAGUUUUCCUUGGGAUUCCCGAAGAAAUUGGUAUUUUCUUUGGGAUACCCAGAAGCAAUGUGAUUUUUCUUUGGGAUUACCAAAGAAAUUGGUAUUUUCUUUGGCUUUCCCAAAAGCAAUGCAGAUUUUCUUUGAGAUUCCCAAAGAACCACAGAAUCAUAGAAUUGCUCAGGUUGGAUUUCUUUGGGAAUACCAAAUCAACAUGACUUUCCUUUAGGCUGGUAGAGUCAAGCCAGCCCUGUGAGCCCCAGGCACGGGCAGAUCCAGCCCUAUGAUGGCACCCAGCACUCCUAUUCCCCCUGCUUUAUAAUAAAUGCCUAUUUUUGUAGCAGAACUGCUGUUGCACAGCGAUGGAGGCGGGGGGGGGUCCAUCCCCAUACUGAUUCAGCCAGAACCCCCCCCUCUUCCUGCCCCCAGCAUCCUCCAAGCACCACAUUUUCUUAGCAGGGGCUGUCCCUGUGUUUCUGUAGGUCCUACCUAAAGUGCCCAACUUGUUUACCAUCAGAUUUUUUCCUAUAAUAACUUAUUAUUGAGUCUUCCCCCCCCCCCCACCCCCUCCCAAA
Phasianus colchicus (ring-necked pheasant) is the source of this 5120-nucleotide messenger RNA. NCBI's taxonomy places the organism in Eukaryota, Metazoa, Chordata, Aves, Galliformes, Phasianidae. The record is from RefSeq and is a predicted model, not a curated record.